Molecule: messenger RNA, 219 nt
Organism: Sphenostylis stenocarpa
Lineage: Eukaryota; Viridiplantae; Streptophyta; Magnoliopsida; Fabales; Fabaceae
Source: the annotation of a GenBank genome assembly
AUGAAAAAGCAGAAAAAAAGGAUUCAGUUACUAGGAGUUAUUGAAGAUUUACUAAGAGUUACUAAAGAAUUAUUAAGAGUUACUGAAGAGUUACUAAAGGAGUUACUGAGAUUUACUGAAGAAGUUACUGAAGAGUUCCUAAGAGUUACUGAAGAGUUACUAAAAGUUACUGAAGAGUUACUGAAGAGUUACGGAAGAGCUGCUAAAGAGUUACUGAGA